Molecule: messenger RNA, 1965 nt
Organism: Colletotrichum graminicola M1.001
Lineage: Eukaryota; Fungi; Ascomycota; Sordariomycetes; Glomerellales; Glomerellaceae
Product: methyltransferase domain-containing protein
Exons: 1
Coding region: 1-1965 (654 amino acids)
Source: RefSeq, a predicted model, not a curated record
AUGUCCCAAUACAUGUACACCAGCAUCGCCCCCUUACCUCCCGUCUUUUCUCGCAUCGAAUCGUCCAGGCCAAAGACUGCCGCCUCGCCCUCACCCUCCUCCUCCUCCUCCCUCUCCACUACCACCAUCACAACUGCCACCACCUCGGCCGCCGUCAAUACCAAGCCCGUGACCGACUCAGCAACCUCACCCACCUCCUCAACGUCCGCCGCGACACCGCCUACGCCGUCGUCGUCGACCUUCCCCUCUACCGCCAAGUCGGCAGGCUCCCAUCACCCGCCGUUGUCGAGGUUAAAUUACCGCAACUUCAGUCAACGCCACCCGUCGGUCCGCCUGCAGCAUAUCCGCACCUCCUCGUCGUCCUCCGCGUCCCGUUCAUCCCACGAGACCUCGACGACGACUCCCACCUCGACCGGCUCCUUCAUCCCGCAGGCUGCCUCUCCCACGGACAGUCGCACUCCCGCGUCGCCAACGUCGCCAAAGAGGUCCAAGCACAAGCACCACCACUCGCUCCAAAACGCACACGGCGCCGCCGCCGAUCGUCCUUCCCACACACGAGCGCCACCGCGCCUCCGCAAGGAAAGCGGCAGCCUGAGCUCCUACGCAAGAUUGGCCUUCCAACCCCCAUCCUCACCCCGCGUCGGCCUCACCCUUAAUGAGUUGAAACAUGUCGCCAUGCUCGUCGACACGGACUCCUCCGGCCGUCACCUCGCCGCCCCAAAGGCCAGCGGACUUCCCUUCUCCCGUACCGAAAGCCUGUCGUCGGCCGCUCCCUCAACGACCUCGCUGUCUGCUCGGACAAUGACAUCGUCUGACCCCACAUUCUCCUUCGACGCCUCCCGCCCCUAUGCAUUGCGGAAUGGCCGCACCUACCUUUCCGACCCGUCACUGGCCUACCCGCUGCCUGUCGACCUACAAGAGAUUCACCGCCAGUCACUGCGCACGUUGAUGCUGACACAAGUGUUCGGGGCUCCUAUCUGCUCCAACUCCUUCUCCGAGAGUCCGCCGGGCCGCGUCCUCGAGGUCGCCUGCGGCUCGGGCUUCUGGAGCCAGUCGUGCCACCAGUACUUUGCCCAACGGGGCCACUCGGACAUCGAGUUCACCGGAAUGGACAUUGCGCCCAUGGGCGCCAACGCGGGCGACGUGUCCCGCGAGAUGAAGUGGAACUUUGUGCAGCACGACAUGCGUCACUUCCCAUGGCCUUUUGCCGACGGCGAGUUCGACCUGGUCAUGGUGAAGGACCUGAGCUUGGUGGUGACGUCGCCGCACUCGCUACAGGCCGCCAUUGAGGAAUACCACCGCAUCCUGCGGCCCGGCGGCACCGUCGAGUUCUGGGACAGCGACCACCAGAUUCGAAUGCUGCGCCCUCACGCCGGGCCGCAGUCCAGCGAGUCGGAGGAAACGGGCUCUGUCGCGGCCCUCGGCGCGUACCCCAUCUCGGGCAAGACGCCGCUCAGCGCGCCCCUGAACAAUUUCCUUGUAGAGUACAACGGCUGGGUCCACCGCGCGCUCGAGGCCCGCAACCUCAGCCCCGUGCCUUGCACUCUCAUCGGCCCGAUGCUGCUCCAGGAAUCGGAGGAGCUGACGGAUAUACACAAUAAGCGCCUGGCGAUCCCGCUGUCUGAAGUCCGCUGGGAGCGCGAGGGCGUCGGCGGUGUCGUCACCAAGGACGGCAAGUCCUUCAUCAAGUCGGGUAAAGGCAAGGGCAAGGACAGAGACAGGCCCGACGAGCAGAAGAAGACGUUGACGGAAGCCCAGACGGCGCUCCGGCGCACGGCCUUGAUGACCGUCGUGCAGCAGAUCCAGAGCCUGGAGCCGAUCCUGCGCGAGGUCAGCGGCAAGAGCCAGGACGAGUGGGACGGCUGGAUGGGCAAGAUGAUGAACGACCUCAUGAGGGAAAACGGGACGAGCUGGGGCGAGUGUUUGGAGGUCGGUGCCUGGUGGGCACGCAAGAGGGAGCGGUGA